Molecule: messenger RNA, 34091 nt
Organism: Pelobates cultripes (western spadefoot toad)
Lineage: Eukaryota; Metazoa; Chordata; Amphibia; Anura; Pelobatidae
Source: the annotation of a GenBank genome assembly
AUGUUAAAGGAGGCGGAGUCAGCUGCAGAAAGAGCGGCGCAACAUAGAAGGAAAAGUAAGUAAAGAUCAGAGUGGGCCCGUCACCUAAACAGCCCCACCAGCACUUUAGUGAUCGGAAUAUGGUUCAUUUAAUUUUUAUUGCACAGGGGUGGUAGGAGCAUGUAUAUAACUAGGGGAAGGGUCAAGUUAUAGUGUUCCUUUAUAUCAGAGGUGCCCAAAAGGUAGAUCCCCAGAUGUUGUACAACUGCAACUCCCAUGAUGCUUUGCAUGCCUUUAGAAUGCUUUUAGAGUGGCAAAGCAUCAUGGAAGCUGUAGUUUUACAACAUCCGGGGAUCUACCUUUUGGGCACAGAGAUACUUCAUCUCAUUGAUAGCAAAGUUCUAAGAGUCUGUAUCCACGCUUUCAAUGUAUCCAGGCUAAAAAAAAAUAAAAAAAAUAAUAAUUGGAGAAUGGGAUUUUCCAGAUUUAAUCAGUCCUGAUGUAAUAUAUCAGUAGGGAAUAUCCGACACGAAAGGUGUGGCUUGUCCCUAGUUUAUAAAGUAAAUGUUUGGUGUCCUCUCUUAUCAGACGUCCUAAGCUCAGUGUGAAAGGAUUCUGGCUGCAGACAGGAUUCAGCCCAACAUCAGUAUGAGCUAACAGACCUCAGACCUUCCUUUCACAGAGGGUGAAACGGCUCACAGAUUUUAGUUUCUUUUUAAACUGCGCUGGAGAAGUACUGCUUACAAAUCCUACACGUUUGUCAGAAGCUUAGAGACAGGCGUGCACAUGGCAAACAAAAAGAAAAAAAUACUAUCCUGGCUAAAAUCCCAAAAAAAGUCUGAAUCGUAUCAUCUUCUCCCAGAGGAAUUACCAAAAAACAAUCAGGCGAUGAAACAGCUGGGAGAAGAAUUUAAGAAGAUAUGUGCAGAGAUCAUACGAGGAACACACUUUAAGAAAAACUAUACCACAAAGGUCUACGUUGAUCAGGAAGCAUCGUCAGGUAAGUGAUUUAGAUGCAUAGGAGUGCGCAAGAGGGGCGGCAUGCACUAAUGUGCGAGUUUAAAACAGCUCAUCAUCUUGUCAGAGAGGUCACAAGAUCAAAACAUUUUUUGUUUUUUUUAUGUUUAUAUUCUAAACGUGUUUCAUUGUUAACUUGUUAAAAAAAAAAAAAAAAAGUAAAAAAUUUCGGCUUGUUUGAUGAAUUUAAAAACCCCAAAACCUUUAUUCUCUUUUCUUUUGUAAACAAAAACAACAACAAAAAAACGCAUACCCUGAUGAAUUGUACUGCACACCACUGUAGAUACGUAUUGAUAAUCUACAGCCGGGGUAGGCAACCUUUGGCAAUACAGAUGUUGGGGACUACAUCUCCACUGAUGCUUCGCCAGUAUUAUGGCUCUAGGAGGAUUAUGGGAAAUGCAGUCCACACCAUUUGGAGUGCCGAAGACUGACAACCCCUAAUGAGUAGCUCACAAUACGCUGAGUGUCAGGAAAGUAUGUUAACACCGUGGUACAUAAAGGGUUAACCACCUCCCAUCCCUGAAAAUGACGAUGACAAGGAUUCAUGCAUGUUUUAAGCAGCGAAUCUGUAAUAUCGGUUAUGAAGAUAAAUAUAUUAUUUUUUGCCAGGACAAAUAUUUAGGUACAUUUGUCACUAUUUUUGACAAUACAACAUUGUACUAAUUUUGCAUAAUUAUAAAAGAACAUACUAUAAGAUAUAUAUAUAUAUAUAUAUAUAUAUCUUUAUAUAUAUAUAUAUAUAUAUAUAUAUAUAAUCUAAAGAACGAAAUACUGUGCGCAGAAAAUACAGUAAAAAAAAUACUAAGAUUUUGAAAAAAAUAAAAAAAUAAAAAUUUAAAACAAAAUUUUUUUGAAAAAAAGCGGGUUUGAGUAGGCAGCCUCUGGUUUUUAAUAGAAUAAUUUUCUUUGGCGAGUAUAAUUUUUUGCCAAGCAGAAAGACAUGGUGCAGUACAAUGAACGGACAUUCCCAGGAAAAGCUACUAAUCAUGCACAUGCUGUUUGUUUGUAUGAGGUUUGUCGUGUUAAUUUAAACAUUUUUUGUUUUAUUGCUAAAUUAGUAAUCCCAUUAGGCUUGUACACAGCGAACAAAAAAUGUUUUGGGACGGCCCAAAUAUAAGCCAUAAGGCAGUUUGGCCUGUCCGAAUUCUAUUAAUGAAUAAAGAUUUGGGAAAAUGAAACAGGUGAACCAAAAUGGCGCGAUAGUGGCCCAAUUAGUACAUUAUAAUAGUGUAAUAUAAUAUAAUGUAUAUAUUUUACAAUAGACUGAUAGGAGCAUUUUCUUACCAUAUGGCUCAUAAAUAAAGUGAAAAAAGUAACCAAAAAGAGGGGGAAAAAGAGGAGUAAUUAAAAAAAAAAAAAUCUUUUAGAAAUUUACAAUACAGGAGUAUAGCUUUAGUUUUCGUAAAGGGACUCUCCAGUGCCUGGAAAACAUAUCAGUUUUCCUGUCACUGCAGGACCCUGCAGUGCCCCUCUCCUUCCCACCCCUAUCCCAUGUUGCUGAAGGGGUUAAAACCCCUUUAGUGACUUAUUCAGUGCUUUCCUAUGGAGAUUCUGGAGGUCCUCAUGCAUAGUGUCCUAUAACACACUUUUCAUGUUCUAAGAACAUGGAGGUCCCUCUAGUGGCUGUCUGAUAGACAGUCAUCAGGAGGACUUAACCCUGCAAAAUAAUUAUUGCAGUUUAUAAAACCUGCAAUAAUCACACUUGCAGGGUUAAGGGUAGUGGGAGUUGGCACCCAGACCACUUUCCUCCCUCUGCUGGCCACGAAUGGUUCCCUGUAUUUAGUAACUGUUCCCUUGCUGUCAAUCAGCUUUUUCCCCCAUGUAUAAACUUUUUUUGUGUGUGCCACUGGUAGAAUUUUGAAUGAAAACAAGCAUGCUCGCACAUUUCCAAAAUUAUUUAGUUUGAGAUUCAUUUUGAGAACCUUAAACGUUUCAGCUGACUGAAGUGGUUAGGAAACAAGCAGUCUAAUACUGGAUUCUUAGAUUAUCUUUUAUAAUAAUUAGUACUGAUGUGGUGCAUGUAGCUGGUUGAUCUUCCUGACCAGUAAUAUCCAUUUAGAUAAAAAUGAGGGGGCGGCAUGCGCAUGCUGACACAGCCUAAACCAGGUGUAGGCAACCUUCUGCACUCCUGAUGUUGUGGACUACAUCUCCCAUCAAACUUCUCGCGGGCGGCUCCCUUCCUAUGUAACAGCCUGCCUACCACCACCAGACUCUCCCCUAGUCUUCAAUCGUUUAAAGGGAAACUUCAGUGCCAGGAGAACAAUCCGUUUUCCUGGCACUGCAGGUCCCCUCUCCCUCCCCCCAAUCCCCAGUUGCUGAAGGGGUGAAAACCCCUUCAGUAACUUACCUGAGGCAGCGACGAUGUCCCUCGUCGCUGCUUCCUCCUCCGUCGCUGCUUCCUCCUCCGUCGCCGCUCCUCCUCCUCUGCAUUGCAUCGGCCGGUGGGCGAGACUGAUCCCGCCCACCGGCCGGGGAGACCUAACGCGCUGGACGUCCAGCGACGCUCUAGCACAGGUUUCCUGUGCUAGAAACCCGGAAGUGCCCUCUAGUGGCUGUCUAGUAGACAGCUACUAGAGGUGGAGUUAACCCUGCAAGGUAAAUAUUGCAGUUUAUAAAAAACUGCAAUAAUUACACUUGCAGGGUUAAGAGUAGUGGGAGUUGGCACCCAAACCACUCCAAUGGGCAGAAGUGGUCUGGGUGCCUGGAGUGUCCCUUUAAGAAGUGCCUUAAAAAUCCAUCUCUUUUGGAAAGCUUAUGGCCUCCCAGAGUAACCUCUAUCUCACAUACCUGUCUCUUGCUCUCUCCUAUAGGGCAGCACUCUACUGUCUCCUCCAGCUCUGCUUCACUCCCACCUUAUUUGAUUGCUAUUUCCUGUACUAUUGUGUUUUAUACCCCACCUCCUAUAGACUGUAAGCUCGUUUGAGCAAGAUCCUGUUCAACCUAUCGUUCCUGUAAGUUUUCUUGUAAUUGUCCUAUUUAUAGCUAUAAUCCCCCCCUCUUAUAAUAUUGUAAAGCGCUACGAAAUCUGUUGGCGCUAUAUAAAUGGCAAUAAUAAUAAUAAACGGAUAGGAAACCGGUAUUGCUUCUAUCAAUUUAUAAAACAUUCCAAUAAUUCUAUAAGAGGAGUGGCCUGCUUUUGGGGGAUAAAUGAUAUAUACAUUUAACACAUACUGGACAUGGGUGUAUGGAAUAAGAAUAGAACCCCCGAACCAGAAUGAGACAUUUCUGAUUGGAGUCCUUCUCCCCGAUAAGGGAGCAUCUGUCUAAAGCUGGAAGCACACACACAAAAACAUUGUAUCUGUAGGGAAGACGGAGAAUGGAUUGUAAAAACAGGACUGGUUGCUGCUUAAUGCUGAAACUGCAUACAGGGACUUUAUAGGUUAUUAUUAAUUUAUUAUGUCAUUGUUGUUACUUUAUUUCUUUACUUUUUACAUAAUUCAUUAUGCAUUAUUUAUGUAAUAUAUUAAAAAGUGGGUAAUUAUUAGCCUGUGUGUCUCUAGUCAUUCCGCUUAGUCUAACAAUCCUAAUUUAUAUUCUAAAUAUUUGAAUUGGUCUCUUUAGCUUAUUCAUCAAGUGAGCCCCAUCCUGAGACAAUUUCAAAAGUGCAGGUAAAAUUAUGGGACUUUCCCGUCCUGCCAUUUAAUGUCACAAGAUGCAAAGCGAAAAUAAAAAAAUGGUAAUGAGAUUGGCAGAAUGACAGAAAAUAUUCAUUAUUGAUUGAGUUUUGGGUGUGAGUUCAUUGUGUUGGGGGUGAUAUACUUUGAGUGAUAGAAUUAGAACCCUCAAGAUCUUUCAUAAUAAAUGUUAUCAUCGUCAUGUGAAAAGGGAAUUUUCCAUCCAGUUUCUCCUAGAUGAAUAUUUAUAAUUCUGUGGGUUUUAACCAGAUCACCUGCCCUGGUGGCUUAAUUACACCCAUAGACCACAGUGACGCAUUACGUUCCGCGCAUUGUAUUUUGUCAUAGUUGUAACAUGAUCUAUCAAACCAUUCUUUUAAUGUCUGAAGCACGAUCUUCGGUAGUGUUAAAGGAUUAUGGACUUCGGGGCCUCGUUAGAGGCGAAAGGAUUAAAAACGAAAUUUGUGGGGUUUGCUCAAAAUUUGCUCUUCUUUCUUUUUCCAACUACACCCGUGAGUUCUGGUAUCCGUGUGAAUGGAUAUGUAGGAUAUGUGCAAGGUGCGACUGUGAUGUAACCAAAGUGCUAAAGCAGUAGGCCAUGUUUAAAGAGCAUGAAUAGGAAUGUGAUAUCAGAUUAUAGUUACUUAUAAGAGUGUUUGUUUCUGACAAUGGUUGGUUAAAUUCAAGUGGCUACAUUCAAGGGAAGGGAAGGGUGGCUGGAUGGAAUAUGUGCUGUAGGGUGUUUGGAGUAAUAGGGUCUGUAGGGUAUGUGUUGGGGUAAGAAGGGAUGGUAGGGUGUGCUUGAAAUGGAUUUGAGAUUUAGGGUAUAUUCAGUGGGGUGGAGGCUGUAGGGGGUGCUUGGGAGGGAUAUGGGCAAUGGGCUGUAGGGUAAAUUUGGUGGGGGGUGGGCUCUAGGCUACGUUGUGGGGUAUAAGGACUUUAGUGUAAAUUUAGGAGAAAUUAUGAUUGUAAUGUAUGUAUGUGGGGGAUAUGUUUUGUACUGGAUGUUUGGGGUGUGGUAGGGACUGUUAUGUGAGCAUUGGGUGGGGAGAAUGGGCUGUCAGUGAGUUGAGGAGGUGCUUAGAUUAUAUCUUAGCAAAGAAUCAAUAAAUUGCUUUAAAUUAUAUCUGGAAAAGGGAUUCAACCCCAUAAUUAAUUUAAAGAACAAAUAAGAGACUUUCUUGUUGCAUUAGUAAAUUGCUCUCACUAUAACUCACAGACCACAGGUUCAUGUCACAAAGUCUUAAUGUGUCCCAGUACUUUUAAUUACAAAACAGAGAAAAAAAUGCUUUGUUUCUCAGAAAACUACAUAAAAAAAAUAUAGUGAAUGCUGGAGAAAACCACAACAUUUGGGAAGAUAUAUCAGAGUUUUCUAAAAAGUGUCUUUAUUUAUGGUCUCUAAUCUGUUUGUAUUAAUUAGAUUGUUCUAAAAAUGGUCUAAAAAGUUUUAGCUUUCUACCUGAAUUCUGAAUUUUUUUAUAGAAAUAUCGAUUUUGGAAAACAGACUGCCAAGUUUAGCAGGAAAUGGCAGGAAAUUGAGAAUGAAAACAUGACACUUUUCUGGUGGAAAAAAGUGAGGGAACGUUUAAAAAUGCAUUAUGUCGGUGGCGGGGCCUGACCGCAGAGCUGAGAGGAAGCAAACCUCUGCAGCUCCUGCUGACUGCCAAAGAAAAAGCUGAAUUUCACUAACAAAAAGACGAUUUCUCACUACAGAGAGGCCACCCAGCUCUUGCUGACACUGAGACGAAUAGGAUGAUACCAUCCAAGCGACAAUCCGAGCUGUGGCCACUCGCAACUACUCUGCGGCCUACAAGCAUGGCUGGCGUGGGGGAGACGGCCGCUCUCCCGCAGGCACUACAAACUGAGACCCUAAGACUGGACCUACAUCCCCCCCCCUGGACCGGCGGGGGUUAUCCCGGUCCACCCUCAUGCGAACCCCAAACAAAGCAGGGGACUCAAUACAUCGACACAGGGCCCUAACCCUAACACCAGAAAGACCUCUAAAAUAGCAGAUGCCUGCCACGACACCGGCCUCAGCCAAACAUGGACAGACACUGAACGCAGGCUGAACAAAAUAUUCGCCUCCUUCUGGGAGAAACUAGAGGCCCGCAUGCAGCCCCCAGUACCAGGGGCACUGCCCAAGGACCCGCCACGGAACCAGACGCGUGUGACCCAGGGGGGUAAGGCAGUGACCAAACCCGACCAUCCAUCCAUGGCGGGCAUAGCAAUGACCGCCUCCCGGCAACGCCAUAUGAACCCCAGGAGGGGCGCAAGACUCAAGAGAGCGACCGCAUCAGGAGGGCUAAUGAAGAGAUAGCAGCCCCCGACAGGCAAACCCAGCUCUGAACAUACCUUGGAGUACAUAUCCUCAGACAAGCACACCGCCUAGCGGCACAGGGGCUCCACGCUUCCCCAUACCCUGGAGAUGGAGCAAGCUGCAACGAACAGAGCGGCGGAAAUACACACAGCAUCGGCUAGGCAUCGGCUGAACCAGGACUGGGACAUAAUACCAGGCAAAGUGCCCUAUAUCUCUCACCUUACUAUGCUUCAGAUGAACACUCUCAUAAGAUUUAUGUACGCUCUAGUGAACUUAUUAUUUCGUUUAUGAUCAUCCAGGGGAUCGUAGGGGGGACAUCAAUAGAUGUUAUUCGACUAAACACUAUUUGCACCCACAGGUUGUAUAGCUCACAUUCAAGCAUGUAUAACUAUUAGCAUUUUUGCUUUAACCUAAUAUCAGUCUAGAUUGCAAAACCUUACGUACAAAUGUAUGAUAAGCACAGUCUAGACCUGUUUCUAGCUUACUAACUACUCCUCUAUAUAAAAAUAAAACGUGCAUUGUAUCUGCAGCCACACUGUUGAUCACCAAUGUUUAUUGCUAUGCUUGCACUAGCUAUUGUGGCAGUGCACAUCUGCUUGUUAACUCAUGCACAACCUAAAUAAAGAAUAAUAAUAAAAAUGCAUUAGGUCACAACAAUUUAAAAAAUAAAGAAUAUAAAUAUAAAUAAAUAUAUUCAGAAAUUAAUAUAUUUCCAACGGCAAAUACAUAUAUAGUGGCAAUAUAAAUAUAAAAGAUAUAAAAAAGUAAGAAUCAAAAUUCAAGGUAUCUGUAUGUGUUGUUGGACCAAAUCAGAGACAGGUUCGAUGUUUUUAUUUAUUUUUUGCACAUUCCAUUGAAUAUUGAAAAAUUUUUGUUUUUUCUUUUCUAGAAACGUUCUCGGAGCUUAUGAGCAAGAAGCUGUAUCGUGAAGCUUGUACUUUAAUUUCUAGGCUAGAGCAAACAGCCGUUGAAACCACAGUUACAAUGUUCCAAGAACUAGCAUUCGACAUGUGGGAGACUGUAGAGAAGGCUCUCAACGGUGAUCAAAGUCUAUGUGUACAUCUAAAAUCAGUGGCUGACUGUUUACAAUGGGUGAAAGAGGAAAGCGACCAUGAAGAUGCUCAAUGGAGUCCUAAAUCUUGGGACAACACAUUGGAAGAGCUAAUUAGUAAGCACAUCCGAGAACAGGUCUUAACUCAUGAAUACAAGAGGAAAGCUAAAAUGAACCUCAAAAGACACUUAGAAAUACUGGAGGGCAAUACUUUAAGGAACAUAAACAAAAAUAAAUCCCUUCUUGGAGACCUGUUUAUUGUAUAUUUGGAAUGCCUGUCUGUUUGUAUGCUACAACAUCUGUCAUCACUGGCAAAGGAAGACUUAAAUUACGAAGAAUCUGUUCUUCUGUAUAGAUGGGGAAUUGAAGAACAUUGGAGGUGGGUCUUACCAUUAGAUGUAUGUUUACAUUUGUAUCAGUAUAUGAUAUUCCCCAUGCAGGAUGAUUCAGAAUAUCCUGGAAAAAAGACUGCUUUUUGGAGGAGAAUUCGGAAAAUGCCAGAAUGGAAAACAGUUUUUGGUAAAGUAUUACGAUCAGCUAGACUUGUGCAUUUGGUUUCAAACGAUUUGUGAUUAGUCUGAAUUUUGGAUGACUUUCGUUACUCCAAAAUGCCAUAUGGACUAAUAGAAUGACUAAUAUAAUUCAGAGUUCUGUUCGCGGCAACAAAAAAUUGAAAAUGAUUUAUAUAAAAAAAUUUUUUACAGCAGAAGCCACUAAAUGUGGAUUUAAAAAAAAUAAAAAUCUAUAAUUCUGUAUUAUUUAAUGAAUAUAAAAUAGAGGAGUACAGAUUUUAUUUUUACUGCGCCUCCAUUUAUUUUGUUUUUGAAGCUCAUUUCUUCUAGCAGAUACACCCCUAUUGUGUUUUUGUAUUUAUAUUGGAAGAUUGAGGAAGUCUUCAGGGUAGAGUUUGUGUGCAUAAGGAAAGUUUGAUUCCAAUUCUUACUUGUACUGAUUCACUGUUUAAGGGUUGUGACUAAAACUCCAUCCCUCAUACUUGUGGACUUUAACAUCCCAAUCAACAACCUCAACUGCCCUGAUGCCUCCCGUCUGCUCUCUGUAACCUCCUCCUUCGGCCUCACACAGUGGUCUACUUCAGCAACUCAUACAGCAGGAAACACUCUUGACCUCAUCUUCACCAAUGUCUGUACCACCUCCAACGUUCCAUUUCCUCUGUCUGACCACCAUCUGCUGACCUUUGACAUCGGCAUACCCCGUACCCAAAUUUCACCACCCUCAACUCUCCAAUCUCGCAGAAACCUCCACUGCCUUGAUCUCCAGCAUUUCUCCACCAAACUCUUUUUACCCACCUCAAAUCUCACCUGCCCUAACGAUGCAACCUCAUUCUACAACUCCACUCUCUCCUCUCAACUAGACAUCAUGGCACCUCCUACAUUUAAAACACAGCAAGCAUUCCCAAUUGCAACCCUGGCACACCAAGCUGACCAAUAUCUCAAAAAAUGUUCCAGAACUGCUGAACAUUGUUGGAGAAAGUCUCACUCUGCAUCUGACUUCCUCCACUAUAAAUUUAUGCUGCGCUCCUACACUCUGGCUCUUUUCUCUGCAAAAGUAAAUUACUUCAACACCCUCAUAAGCACACUGUCCUGCCAACCCAAAUGCCUAUUUCACACUUUUAAUGCUCUCCUUCGCCCUGUUGCUCCCCUCCCCCUACCACCCUGUCCGCUUCGAACUUUGCUACUCACUUCACAGAGAAGAUUUCUACAAUCAGGGAAGAGAUCUCUAACCUCUCUCCAUCCCCUUCCAAUACAUAACCCAACCCCACUCACUCCAUUGUUCUAUGCUCAUUCGCACCUACUAAAACGGAAGCGGUUUCUGCUCUGCUCCGGUCCUCCCGCCCCACCACCUGUUCCCUUGAUCCUAUUCCCUCAUAUCUGGUCUGCACUCUGUCUCCCUCUCUUGCUUUUCCUCUGACUAAAAUUUUAAAUCUCUCCAUUUCCUCCUGCACAUUUCCUUCACCCUUCAAGCAUGCAACCAUAACGCCAAUUCUGAAAAAGCCCAGCCUUGACCCAAACUCCCCAUCCAUCUACCACCCUAUAUAUCGCUACUACAGUUUGCCUCCAAGAUCCUUGAGAGAGUUGUGUAUGCAAGAUUGGCAGACUUACCCCGAAUCCAACUCUCUGCUUGACCCGCUUCAGUCUGGAUUCCGUACUAGUCACUCUGUUGAAACAGUUGUGACCAAAUUAUCCAACGAUUUAACCGCUGCUAGAUCUCGUGGCCAUUCCUCUAUCCUAAUUCUCCUUGAUCUUUCUGCUGCCUUUGACACUAUUGAUCAUCAAUAGCUUCUUCUCAUUCUCAGCAAUCUCGGUCUACAAGAUACUGCUCUCUCCUGGUGCUCCUCCAACCUCUCCCAGCGCAGAGAGAAGAACCAAAUGUAAACCCCAUCCUGUAUCAAGUGAGUGUUGUAGAACUAAAAGGGUAGCUCCAAGCAUCAGAUCUCUUGUUCUGGGCUGGCUGAUGACACUCAUAUGACACUGCCAGAGAUGAAGUUAUACUUCUGUUAGCUGAGGGGGUAAACUUUGCAUACAGGGCCAGAUAUGCCAUAAAACCACCAAGGACACAGCCUCGGAGUGGCACACGGGAGAGGGGUGGCCCUGCUGCAACCGUGCAUCGUUGGCGGUACAGCAGGAGUGUUCAGGCUAGAAGGAUUAUAGCUCUUUCCCCAUCUCACCCGGUACCUGCAGCGGCAGGUUUCCUCUCCCCUGCAGUCAGCUUAAGGAACUACAGCACAUGGAAAGGACAUCAGUGUCAUAACCCCCUCACAACCUCCUGUACCUUCCGCUGCCUGCAAGUAGAGGAAAACAAGAAAGCGAUGGGGAGAGGGCACAGAAGAUAACAAGCGAGCAAAGGGGAGUAAGUGGUGGAUUUGGGGGGGGGGGUAGGAGAACAGUUGUGUGAGGAAGGAGGACAGAAGAGCAGAACAGGCGAUUGAAGGGGAAAGAGAAGAGGGGAACAAGUGAGGGAAGUGGGGAGAGAAGGGGGGAAGAAGAGGGGAACAAGUGAGGGGAGGGGGGAGCGGGAUGAAGGCAAGAAUUGGAGACAGAGGGUUAUGCGGAGAGGGGAAUAAUUGGGGAAAGGAAGAGAGGAACACAUGUGAUAAAUGAAUAGAUGAGGAUGGAGAAUGAAAAAGAUAUAGAGGGGCAGAUACUAAUAGAAACAGUGCACAAGUACACCCACAUAUACACGCUAAAUACCCACGUAAGCACACUGACACUUCACACAGAUAUGCUUAUGCAUGCAUAUACUGGCACUCUAUAAAAACACACCACUAUUUUCACACACUAGCACUCUAUGAUGGGCUGAGGGGCAGCAGGGUAAAUCCAUCUAGAUCUGUACAUGUUUUAAAACGAAACAAUGAACAUGCAGUCUCCAUGCACCAUUUCAAAUCACUUAAAGGACCACUCUAGGCACCCAGACCACUUCAGUGGUCUGGGUGCCUGGUCAUUCUAGGGUUAACCCAUUUUUUCAUAAACAUAGCAGUUUCAGAGAAACUGCUAUGUUUGUGAAUGGGUUAAGCCUUCCCCUAUUUCCUCUAGUGGAUGUCUCAUUGACAGCCACUAGAGGCGCUUGCGUGCUUCUCACUGUGAUUUUCAAAUUACAAAUGCUUUCCUAUGCGACCGGCUGAAUGCGCGCGCAGCUCUUGCCGCGCGUGCGCAUUCAGCCGACGGGGAGGAGGAGAGCUCUCCGCCCAGCGCUGGAAAAAGGUAAGUUUUAACCCCUUUCCCCCUCCAGAGCCGGGCGGGAGGGGGUCCCUGAGGGUGGGGGCACCCUCAGGGCACUAUAGUGCCAGGAAAACGAGUAUGUUUUCCUGGCACUAUAGUGGUCCUCUAAGUGGUCAUGGUGCUUAGAGUCAGCCUUUACAGAUUCCUUUCAAUAUUUUACUGUGACCAGAUUUUUUUUAUGACCAAGAGGUCUACUCAGAAUAUUUGCUGUAACACACCCCCUAGCCUUAAACCUCACCAAGCAGCCAUCUUCAGCCUGGGUGUCAUGCAUGUUCCCAAGAGACUAGGUAAAACAUCUUUUUGGGCUACCAAUUUUAGCAUAAGCUCAGUCAAAGCAUUACAGGGUUGGUCACUAAAGUUUAAAUUACCAGGAAUUUAAAGUUAAUUUCAGAUUUUAGUUCAAACUAAAUGAAACGAAAACAUAGCCUGACUUUCAGAGUUAAGUCAAAUUUGGCUAUGGCAGCCCAAAAUGUUUGGGUGAUUAUCAAGUGAUUCAUGUAUGCCUCUGCCCACUCAGAGACAUCUGUUUAGAAUACAUCAUUUGGGAGUUUUGGAAACUUCGUUGACAACUAGAGUGGGGUGAUAUAUUAUGCAGUGGCGGAUCCAGAGCCUGAUCUCGGGAGGGGCACUUGUAGAUUAUUUAAAGAAAUAAUCCAGACACAAUAACCACUACAGCUCACUGUAGUGGUUAUGGUGUCAAUAGUGCCAGGACCCCCUCCCAGAGUAAGUAGUUAAACCGUUUAAGAACAGUUUGACAACUUACCUGAGGUCUGCUGGGAAAUGGGGCAGUAGUAGGGCAUAGGAGCAGUGGUGUGUGUGAGUGGUGCAAUGUGUGUGUGUGUGUGUGUGUGUGAGAGAAGGUUGUAGUAUGUGUGAGGGCGGCAGUGUAUGUGUGGGACAGUAUAUGUGUGUAACAGUUGCAGUGUGUGUGAGUAUUGCAGUGUGUGUGUGUAUCGGGUAGUGUAUGUGUGUAGAGUGUGUGUGUAUGGGGGGUAGUGUGUGGGGGCAGUGCAGUGUCUGUGUAUGGGGGGCAGUGUGUGUGUGUAGAGUGUGUGUGUAUGGGGGCCCACACACUAAGGAGGCCCACCGGGUGGCUGUAACAGUCACCUGGGGACUUAUGGAACAGUUUACCAGGAAUUAUUCUUUGAGAAGGCAGUGGAGGCAAGAAGGGGAUGGAGCUCUGGCCUUAAGAGCCUGCUCAAAGACCUUUAGAUCUUGCCUGCCGGCCACGGUUCUAUUGGAGGCAAUUACACAGUCCGGGGACAGAUCCUCUGUGCUAGAGCAGGAAACUUUAGGGGAGACAGAAGCGGAGAAUUGGAAGGUAGCCACAGCAGCCUCAUUUUGAAGCUCUGUAACAGGAGCAGGGUUAGCCAGGGCUGUGAUGGUGCCAUUGGUCUGGUUAGGUGGUCAUUUUGGUCCAUUAGCAUGCAGGGUUGUACCACAGCAACAAAGGUGUUUCAUAGGCUGCCAUGGAGGACUUGCUGGAUGGUGACACAGAGCCCCCACAUGGCUAUGGUUAGGGCGAGGAGGACGUAUCAGGCAAUAGCGAAUAGUGGCCUCCCUUGCCACAAUAGAAGCAAAGGACUUUGGCUCUCCUUCUGGCUUUUUUAUUUACCGUGAGCAUGGUAUUCAGUGUUCUAAUUUGCAUGGGUUCCUCUUUGUCCAUGGUGGGGAUAGGGGUAUAGGUCGCACCAGCAGGUUUGGAACGUUGAUGGGGCAAAAAGCUGGUUUCAAAUGGUUCCUGCUUUCUUUCUCUGAACCACUGGGUGACCAGAAGGAACAGGUCUUCCAAUGAAGUGGGUACCCCAACUCUGGCUAGUUCAUCUUUUAAUGCCUCAAACAGACCCAAUCUGUAUUGCUCUAUUAGACCAGUCUCAUUAUAACCGGUGUCAGCAGCUAGCUCCUGGAAAUCUGAAGUAUAAUCCUCCACUGGUCUUCUCCCUUGCCGGAGGGAACGGAGGGCAGUGCGUGCAGCAGAGGGUCUCAGGGUGUCAUUGUAUAAUGUAUGCAUUGCUGCAGCAAAGGAGUCCCAUGAGUACAGUAUUGAACUGUUUGUGUGCAGGAGUUGGUGUGCCCAGGUUUGGGGUUUACCCGACAGCAGGGCAAUAGUAGUGCAAACCUUCACAUAAUCAUUGGGGUAUGUGAGUGGUUUUAAAGUGAAGAGCAGUUUGCAGGCUGUGAUAAAUGAUCGCAGUUCAGUCUUUUUCCCAGUGAACUUGUCAGGUAAUGCAAUAUCAGGUUCAGGAGCAUGGUGUGUGUUCCCCUUUAAAUCAGCAUAGCCACGCUGCAAUUCACUUACGGUUUCAGACAGGAGGGUCCCUUGCUGUGUGAGGGUACUCAGGACAUUCAUCAUGUCCGCGGGCUCCAUGGUAGUCGAUCUGGUCAUUAUGUAACAGUCAAAAUAUACAAAAAGUAUAUAGUUGUGUAGGCGCUUCCAACCUUAAAUACAAACAAUAUGAGUGAGUGUGAAAAAAGGUGUAAUCCCUUAACACCUAAAGACAAAGUAGAAAAAUUAAAUAGAUAGAUUCACACACACUCAGGAAAAGUAUAUACAAAAUAUAUACAUAAAUAGGUAUACCACCUAUUGUAGACGUAAAUAUGUUGGUUACAUCUGAAAAACAAAUGGAACAUACAUAGUGCUUUCCAUAUAAAUUAAAAUAAACAAAUUAUAAUAUUUGCGGAUUAAACUCACAAAGGUGGAGCCUCAUAGGCUCUAUGUACAUCACUCUUGGGUGCCUAUUCAGGCUCUCGAUAGAUUCCUGUUGGAAGAACUCGAAGUCCACAGUAGUAGAUGCAAAUACAAAUUUAUUGAAAUAAAAUAUUAAAAGAGAAUAUAAAUAACUAGGGACAAGGCAGGUAUAAUCAUGGAAUAUAAUACAGUAUUGCACCGCAAAUAUGGCCAAAAAUUAAAAGCAGUGGAACACUACAAUACAUAAACAGUAAGAAAAUACCGCCAGGAAAAAGUCCCAAUACUUUUUUUACUGGACUUCUCUAUUGGGACUUUUUCCUGGCGGUAUUUUCUUACUGUUUAUGUAUUGUAGUGUUCCACUGCUUUUAAUUUUUGGCCAUAUUUGCGGUGCAAUACUGUAUUAUAUUCCAUGAUUAUACCUGCCUUGUCCCUAGUUAUUUAUAUUCUCUUUUAAUAUUUUAUUUCAAUAAAUUUGUAUUUGCAUCUACUACUGUGGACCUCGAGUUCUUCCAACAGGAAUCUAUCGAGAGCCUGAAUAGGCACCCAAGAGUGAUGUACAUAGAGCCUAUGAGGCUCCACCUUUGUGAGUUUAAUCCGCAAAUAUUAUAAUUUGUUUAUUUUAAUUUAUAUGGAAAGCACUAUGUAUGUUCCAUUUGUUUUUCAGAUGUAACCAACAUAUUUACGUCUACAAUAGGUGGUAUACCUAUUUAUGUAUAUAUUUUGUAUAUACUUUUCCUGAGUGUGUGUGAAUCUAUCUAUUUAAUUUUUCUAUUAUGUAACAGUCACCUGGGGACUUAUGGAACAGUUUACCAGGAGUUGGAGCCCAGUUGCAGGAGAUGGCACAAGGAGGAGAUAAAAUCCCCAAAACACAGAACAGAUAAAGGGGUUAUCCAAAGGCAGGGUCAGACGAGAAGCAGAAGUCAGGGCUGGCAGGGGAGUAACGUAGUUGGUAAAGCAGGCAGAGGUCACAGUCCAGGAAAUCAGUCAGUAAUGUAGCAAAGAUCCGGCAGGAAACACCAAACAGGCAAAAUGACCAGAUACUAGGUUUCAGGCAGGGCUGGCUUUUACAGCCUGCUAUUAGGUGCAGCUGACCCUAAUUGGAAAAGGGCUGCAGGUGGAUCAGUGCUGCUUAAUCCAGGCAAACGGUCAGGAAGCAGAAAAAAAUGCAAACAGAAACUGAAGCCCCCUGGUGGAUGUCAUGGCAGAGAACCUGACUGGGAUGCUGGAGCUGGAGUUCAAAGCCAGCCAGGUCUCUUAAAGGGGCAGCCACGCCUUGCUGUCUGCAGGGCUCGGGCUGUGCCGUGACAGUGGCCCAUUCACUAAGGGCCACCUGGCGGGCGUUUGUAAGCAGGGGGCCGGUUCCGCGCUGUGACCCUUUAACAGCACAAUGGGGCCCCUUGCUUUUUGGCAGCAUGCGAGGAAGUGACAGGUGCAAGUCACUUCCUCCCAGAGAGAGUAACACAGGAGAGACCAGGAAGGCAGAGAGGAGGGGGGCUGGGCCGCUAGAGUCAGUCGGCAAUCCCCAACAGCCUAAGCCACCACCCUGGACACCAGGGAAGCCACCCUCCAAAGUAGGAAACUGGAGGUGGGUUUAAAAGUAUGUCUGUCAGUGCAUAUGUCUGUGUAAGUAUGUCUUGCACAUCUUUACUACUCCACUGUAUUAGGGUGAAAGGUGUGAUUGCAUGCCAGAGAGUGGGAGGAGACAGAUUCCAGGGGGCCCAAGAAAAUGCUUUGCCCAGGGUCCUAUUAAUAUUAUAGAUGACCCUGAUUACAACAUUAUAUAAAUGCCUUCUAUAGGUGUCCUUCCAUUUCGAGUUAUGGCUAUUCCGCUCUCUUUAUGAAAUUCUAACUGUAAUAGAAUGAAAUAAAUAUCUGUUAAAUGUUUGACAAUAUAAUGUAGUCUGUAGAUAAUCAAGAUUGUCAAAUGUUAAAAGUGGAAGUAAAUACUAGUUUGGUAAUACAGUGGGAUUUCCCCUACAGUCUAUAAUAAAGUUUGGAAUUUCCGUGACAGGCAGCUGCCCAACUUUAUAACGACUUGCUGCCAAGGCUUCAUGCCAACUACAGCCUUCCUGACAUUAUCCUGGAAUGUACUCAGACAGAGUCUCUAACUUUUAUAAAAGUAUCUUCAAAAAUUCCAGUAUUGUUAUAAUGUGACUUUUGCACCUCUUUUUAAAUUAGUAUUUUCAAAGUAACGUUUAGAUGCACACUGGAAUGUUAUGUUUUGUGCACACCAAUGGCUACAUGUGGGUAUUGGGAGUUGAUACACAAUUUUUGCAUUUUAAGGUGGUAGUAUUUUAUUUCCGAGCAGAUUGUUGCUGCUGUUACUACAGCAACCCUAAAAAUUUGGGGGAAGACAGCCUAUCCGAAUCGUACCUAGGUUACUUGGUACAUGGAGUGAAAAUGUAUGUUGGCCCCUGCAAAAAAAAGCUAAACACAGAAGCUAAAACUAUGUUCCAUUCCAUGACCAAAGCCAAGUUCUCCCUCAGACCUACAUGCCUGAUGUCAAUCCCCCCACCGGGGGGCAAAAGGGAGGCAGGAAGCACAGGGAUGGCAUGGAGAGGGGAGGGGAGGGGCUGGAGGAAGGGGUCGCAUGCCAAUUUUGCACAAAAUUGACAUUGGUCAGCCCCAAAGUUUGCUCCGACCUGGCUAUUGAUGCUGCUAGAGGUGGAGCUUAUAACAAUGGCUGACAAAAAAAAAAAUCAAUAUGGAGGAGCCAAGUUCUAAAAUAGUAAUACAUAUAACAGUACGGCUUCCUACAUUCAUUUUUAUUUUGUCAUCCCUCAUAAACACGUGUUUAUUAAAUAUAAGAUAAAACUAAUAUUAAAAAAUCCUGGAACAAGCCAUUUCCCCAUAAAAAAGCAUGCAUUGUAGACAAUUUGCAUCACCUUUGGCUGUGUCACUGGAUGUAUUGAUGGAAUGUUACCAAAUUAAAUAUAACACAAUGGCAAAAGCAAUUGUAAUCCACUUCACUGUGCAAAAGAGUAAUGUAAGCCUUUUAACACCUUUUUUUCUUGUAGGCAAGUGUUCUGUCUGAAAGAAUCUAACGCUUUUGAUGCCUUGUUUAAUAAAUGGUUGAAUGACACUGCAAGUAAGAUUAUAUCCACUGGAAAGGUAAGUAAACAAGACACUUCCUGCGGUUAGAGCAUUAUAAUGAAUACCAACGCUCAGUAUUGGCAUAAAAAUAACUAGCAAAACCAGUUUUGCAUUGCUACAUAUUACUUAGUGACUCAUAUUCAUUUUGAUAAGACACAAGAAAAAAACAACAAAAAACUAAACACAAUGCGGUUGCUUGAAAGCGUGAUAUUUGCUUCCAAGCACUAAUAGGUGUAACUGCCAUUUUAGGGCUUACGGCUUUGACGUUAGAGACUGCAACAAGCGUAGGAAUGAGUACUAAGCUAGCUAUGGAUUGUGCAUUUAAUUUAUUUUCAAAAUACUGAAUUAUUAAUUUUUAUUUACUUAAUGUAAAUCGGGUUUCAAGGCACAGCUUGGCAUGUGAUGUAAACUAGCAAAAUCCCAUGAUGCUGUGCAUCCAGACCUUUAAACAAGCAGGUGUACUCUUGGGUAAUUUAAAGUAUUCUAUAAGUGUAUGGCAUUAUAUUUUUAAAGAGUAACUGUUACUUUCCAGGAUGUUUAUAAAAUGUUUACUAUAUAUCCUGCAACUGGGCGCCUCCAUCUUAGCUCCCUGUCAAUCAUUAUGAUAAGCUCCAUCCUUUGCACCUGGCAGUCAGCAUAGAGAGAGCAUGCAGAUAAGAGGAGAAAAACAAUGUUUCAAUUUCUUCUCUUUAUUUGCAUUGUGUGCCCUGUCUGAACUAGAUUGUGAUGUAAUUUGCAAUGUGUUUAAUACAGAUUUGAAAGAAAACAGAGCUUCAUAACAAAAAAAAAAAGUAGUACAAUUUAUAGGUGAUUUUUGAUGUGUCAUUUAAUAGUGGAAUUUUCAGAGAAGUAGUGGAUCCCUUUUCAACCAGCCAGCUGUAACAAGUUGGUGAGUUACCAUCAGGUACAAGCAUACAGACUACAAAACAACUGACAUUGUGAAAUAGGGCUGCACUACAUACACACGCAAAGCACCAUAAACACUGCAGGAUGGUUUGCCAAUUUAUAUGGGUCCUAUGGACACCAGCAGGCUAUAGUGGUUGUGUUGUUUGGUGUAUUUAUUUAACAAAGUGAAGAAAUAUGGAAUCUUCGUUAGAAUUAAUGUUAUUUAUCUUGAUUUCAGAAAACCAUUUAUACAGCGCGACGUGAGAUGCUUGAGGAGGAAAUGAAAUGGAAUAUACAACAAGAGCCUGGACCGGAAUGUAACUUUAAUGGCCUAUUGAAGGUAUCAGACACCAUUCUGACAGAUGCCACAACUUCAAUUUAUUUAGAAGGCCAGUCUUGGUUCUAAUAUAAAACUUCUCAUCAGCAACCCUAGACAAGUCCUUCACUAAACAAUGAUUUAUGGAGAAUUUAUAGAAGAUUACAUGUUGUGCAUGACAAAUACCAUCAUUCUCAGCCAGACCAAUCUUGACUGAGAAUGAUGUUAGUAGUAGCUGUCCAUUGUUAUGGAGGUAAAGAGAAUGACCAUACAUCGUGACAAGCAGAUAGAAUAUGAAUGUCAACGUUUACUAAGGCUCUUCUGAAAUGACAAUAUAUAAAACAGGAACGAAACAAUGAAACAAGACAUAUGGUGACUUAAAUAACUUUUUUUCAAAUGAAUUGCUUCCGCAGUCAAAAUUUCCCUUCACUUGUUUUGCCAGUGAAAUAGAUGAACACAUAACAGCAUAUCAAUUUUUUUGCUGUGAAUAGAGGGAUUGCAAGUCUGCAAUAAUAUACCACUAUGGGAAAAACUGCAAUUCUAGACCGGGAGCUGAAUGUUUGUUAUGGGCCUUAUUACAUGUUUUGAUGGGCGCAUUAGCUAUGAGUUUUAUCAUAGUUUUAGCUAAAAAAAAAUAAUUUUGGUCCUGGUUUCAGAUUGAGCACACUCUGAUUUGGCAUGGGGAGGGUUUGUGGGAAGAAGGGAUGGCGGGAUAUUUAACAAAAAAGAGCAGACGCCGCUCCGAGUCUUCACUACCUCAGUCAGAAAGCCGAACGCUCUUGCUUUGGAGCGUUCUUCACUUCUGAGCACGGCCAUGCAGUGUAGGGUUCUGUAAUCUCCCAAUAUGCCCUCACACUGCACAUUACUGGGGGCUCUGUAUAACCCCAGUGCACCCUACAUUACUGGGGGUUCUGCAAUACCCCGCACUCACUGCAGUUGCCCAUACUACUAUUUUAUUUUAAAUUUACAUGAUAAGUCCAUCUUCUACUCUGCUCUGACAGAGCUUGGUGUUGUACUCCAUGCAAGCAUCUUAUGAUGAGAUUGUCUCAACUCGUCAAACAAUACAGCUCCAUUGGCUUCAACUCUCACUAAAUUCAUCCAAAUUCAGGCUCAGCAAGAUGACUAGCUGUAAAUCACAGCAGAGGAACCUUAAAAUAGAUGUGUAGUUGCAGUGUGUAAAUGUGAAAUAGUUGUAUCCUAACUUACCACGAGCGAACUGUAUGUUAUCUUACCCAUCCAUCACAAUUCCGGACCUCCCAGUGUUGGGAGGUAUAUUAUCAACAUCUAGCAAUUUGCUCUGGAAUAGCUCCUGUUUCUCUCGAUAAAUCUCCCCCAGAUAUCAUGAGGAUAUCAACUGUAAUUUAGGUUAAUGCAAAUCCUGCACCAGCAAGUAUAUACGCAAAGGUAGACUUGGCGGUGGGUCAAAGUGUCAGACUACAUACAAAAAAUCCAGUGAUCGGGUAAUUCACUAAACUAAGGUUUUUAAAUUUUGUGGAAUAUUUAUCUCAUCCAGCUAUGUUUUCAAAUAAAAUUAGCAAUUCUGGUCAAUUACAGAAAAUUGCCAGUUUCCUGAAUAACCCCAUAAGAUACCACUGAAAUGUUAAGAUUUAAGCAAAUUGGAAAAAAAAGCUUCAUAAAGAUUACAAGCUACAACCCUAAAUUGGUGUACAUUUUGGCUUUGACAUCAUCAAUACUGAAGGUAAAUCUUUAUUUGUAUAAAGCUUUGUUCAUAAAAAAAAAAAAAUAUCUCUUUGAUUAUAGAUGACAUUUAAUAUUUGAGAUUCCAAUUUUUUUUUGUGCCAUUAAUGUGUACACAGAUGCUAAACAUGUAAAAUGACAUUUGUCUAACAUAUAUAUUUUAGGAAGCAAUGGAUGUACUCAAGGCCGUUGAAGAUCUUGGUGAUAAGUUAGUAUCGGAUGUUCGAGGAGUAUUUUUGGAUGAAGUUCUACAGUUUUUGAAACGGUAAUAUUUUUCCUCUGAGCUUCAAUCUUUUCAGAAAUGUUUACAGAAAUGUUAUUCUGGUUCCAAGCGAGUUUACAUUAUUUGGAGAUAUGGUGAGCUGUAGAGUGAAUGGUUAUUGGAAGGGCCGCUACAGUGUAAACUUUUGUCAUUGGCCGAUAAAAUAACAAUUAGGUGCAAUAUUCUUUAGAAAACUCUUAAAGUUUCAACGCUCGCUUGGGUAGAACUUUAACAAUAAAAAUUUAAAUGUUCCUAUGAAAGCAUGCACUCUAGCUUCUGCCAUAUGGUUAUUUGGUUGAAAUCUGGAUUUAUUUAAAAGGUUAAUUUAAAAUGUUUAAAAUGUAUAGUGGAUCCAUACUGGGAUAGAAUUUGUGAGAUAAUUUUAUUAUAUUGUUACAGUCUAUAGCAUUGAGAACAUAUUUAUAGAGAGCUCAAGUAUCUUACCUAGGGAAAACCAAAGACAAGCAAAUAUUUGUUAAAUAUUAAUGGUUAAACUAACACUUAUUUGCACAAGUAUCAGGUACAUGCAGACAAGUCAACUUUAUACUAUCAGUGUAUGAUCUGUUAAGAAUUGGUUCACAUUAACAUGUGUAUCAGAUAUCAUAACCAUCAAGGUAAAUAUGCCAGUUAUGUAAUUGUUGCUGAAAUGUAACCCUAAAAUUAAAUGCACCUUGUUAAUACAUUGUCCACGUUGUAUAUGGAAAAAAACGAAACAAAACCUCAGACCAUGGAAAGAUAUAAUAAAAAUAUAAGAAAUAUAAGUUAGUCUGAAAUACAGCUCAUUGAAUACCACAGGCCUCCAAUACAAUUAGUUGAAGUGAACGUAUCACCAGGUUAGGAGGUCCAGGAAUAUUUCUGGUGCACACCUCAUGUUUUUCACAUGUCUUCAUAGCUAGUUGAUUUAUUAUCUAUCCCUUGGAGGCAGGGGGAUAAUAUUGAGCUAGAAAACACAACUAUUAGUGAGAUGAACAGAGGCUAGUUACAAGCAUGCACACUCAAUGUCUACUUUUGUAGGUACACCUUUCUAUUACUGGACAGGUCCCUUUUUGACCUCUGACCAGCUUGAAUUAUGCAUGGCAUUUACUCAACCAUAUUCUCGUAAAAUGCAUUAGAGAUUGCGGUCUAUGAUUAGUAUCGCAGUGUCACAUAGUUGCUGCAGAUUUGUUGUCUACAAAUUCAUUUUUCAAAUAACCCAUUCCACCACAUUGUGAAGAUGUUCUGUUGAAUAUGUUGACUGUGAAAGCUAUGGCAGUACACUGACCUCAUUGUCUAGUUUGUAGACAUUUGGCAAGACGUGCCACUCAAGGUCUUGUCUGUAGACAAUUGAAAUGACAUGCCUAUCAUUGUCUGGUUUUUGUAGACAGUUUGAGAAGAUGUGUAGCCUUCUGGAAGUGGAUACAGAAGAUGGUUAGACUUUGGCCCUAAUGAAAUGUAGAUUGUCCGUAUCAAUGCAUUUAACUAAUGCUCAGCUGGUAUUCACGGCCAGAUGAAUCCAUGGUUCAAUUCAAAUUCUAACCCUACCAGCUACCUGUUUGAAAUCUAUCAAGGAUUUUCCAAUUUCUACUGCCCAGUUUUAGUGUACUGUGCCCACUGAAGUCUUGGUUUCUUGUUCCUAGCGGGCAGGAGUGGAGCUCGGGUGGUUUUCUGUUGUAACCUAUUAGCUUAUAGGUUUGAAGUGUUGUGCAUUUGGAGAUACACUCCUACCCAGCACUGUAACGUGUGGUUAUUUUAGUUACUGUUGUCUCUUAGUUUGAACCAGUCUGGCCAUUUUUCCACAGAACGAUAUCAUGAACAAGACAUUUUAUCCACAGAAUUUGCUCAAUAGAUGUUUUUUUCCCCCAUCAUUCUCUACAAACUAAAAAAAAUUGUGUGCAUGAAAAUUGAUUAUAAUGUUCUGAAAUACUGAAACCACCGCAUCCAACGGCAACAAUUCAGUGGUCAGUCAGUGAGAUCUCAUUUCUACUCCAUUCUGAUGUUUGAUUUGAAAAAAAAUAACAACCUCUUGAGAAUGUCUCCACACGUUUAAGCAUUGAGUUGCUUCCAUGUCAUUAAAGGAAAACUCCAAGCAAGAUAAACACUACUGCCUGCUGUAGUGGUUAUGGUGACACCAGAACCCUAGCACCAGCCUAAUGUAAUUUGUCAAACUGUUUUCGAUUGGCUUGAUAAAUUAUUUGGGUCCCACUGGGUCCAGCAGUCACGCCUUCUAUUUCUGAGAUUCUCCUGCGGUAGAAUCCAGAUAGCUCAACUAAACUAAGCAUGGCCAUGCUUAUUGGCUGGGUGCACGAGCUGUAGUGGUUAUGGUGCUUGGAGUCUUUUAACAAGAGGUGUUCAGGAGUAUAUAUAAUAAAGUUACAUUGUUUUUUGUAAGAAUCUGACCUCCAGGCAGACAGGUUAUGCAGAGAGAAAUAUGUAAACCAAGCUGUGAGCCAAACCCUAAGUUUGGAGGAAAAGGAACCUUUUGAGUCCCAAUUAACACCAUUCACAUAACAUUUAAACCAUUCCGAACUACUAAAUGAUCUAAUUUCAAUAAACUAUUUUAUUUUCAGGAAAAUGUUAAUGAAAAUCAAACAAGAAUUUUAACCAACCUUUUCUUUAAUCUAGCUAUAAUACGUUUCUGGAAGCAAAGGUUGAACGAAGCGAUUCUGGAAAACAAUUGUGCGUGCCUCUACGGAUUGUAAAAAAUUGCCAGAUUUUGAGGUAUUUAUAGUGAUGAGGAUUAAAGUGAUGAGCAUUAUAUCACUUAAUAUUAUAAAAAUCAGAUGUGUUGUGUCACAGCAUCAAGAAUGUUCAACAAGAUACAUUUCUAUGAGAGAAUCUUUUUUUAUGUUUCAAAAAGGUAUGAGAAAUUCUCAAAGCUACAGUUGACCCACAUUUUAUAUUGCAUAAUAUGGAUAAUAACAAAACAAACUAAACUAAAGUAAUGCAAAAUAAAAUAUUAAUUGAGCUUCUGUUUACUGCAAAACCUUUACGAAGAAGUUGCAGCUUCUUCAGUAAGCUCUGUCUAGACAAGGAAGUGGCUCCCGCGUUAACCAAUCCUAGCCUUCCCAUUGCUUUCAGUAGAUGUGCAGAACAUAUCCAAUAGGGCCGCUAGGGAAGAUUUAAAAUGUUUUUUGUCCUCACCCAAUGUGUAGUGAAUGAGUGAUUAAUGUUGUAACUCGUAGCUUGUUGCGAGAGGCCAAUGUGAUUGUCUGAAUUGAUCCAGCCAAUCACAUUGGGUUUUUUGAGAUAUCACAACUGGGGAUCUACAUUUUGGCUACCCCGUGCUACAGAUAAAAUGUUAUAGAGGAAACACCCUUAUAUUUAAAUACAAAUUUGGAGGCAUAGAGAGUAAUGCAGGGACACCUUAAUAGCAAUUCAAUUUUAACUCCUCUCCUAAUACACAUUAAAGAGUUACAGGGGGAGGGGUAUUUGAAGGACUCCUCAACAUGGGUUCCUCUGGAUCUCCAUUUUAAUUUGUUUUAAUCCCCUAUUUCCACCAUAGGAGUAGAAGCAUGUAGGCAUGAUUUAAUGGUGCCUGUGGAAAUCACAAUAAUGAAUUUAUCCAUUUUCCUUAUUCACAUUUAUGAAUUUGGGAAAUCACUCCGGAAUCAAACAUUAUUCCCCUCUGAUCCCCCCCCAAAUUUGACACACAUUUAUUUUUAGUUUUGACAAUCUUUAUUUAUUCAGUCAUUUAUUUAUAAACAGUGUACAGUGAUUCUCCAAAUAAGAGUAUGUAGACUGUACGGCUCCACAUAUUGUUUAAAAUGAAAUGUCCACAAUUUUUUCCUGAUUGUUUUUCACAGCAUACUGUUUUUAACAGGCAUGUGCAAAUGAGUGCUAAGGUGUAGCGAAAGAGAGGGAGAGAAAAAAAAAUAUUUUCACUUUGCACUAAGGCAGGUGGGGUCCGUACCUAGAUCUGGAUAUUGAACCUAGGGGCCUCCUCUCUCCCAAUGAUAUAUUUUGUAUUUUGUCUGCAUUGAUUUUAGAUUGCUCAGUCUCCCGUAUGUCUCAAGUUCCUUAAUUAUGUUGGAUAAAGUUAUGUCCGGUCUUGAGACAAAAAAAAUAGCAUGUCAUCUGCAAAUGCAGCUUCUUUAUGUUCCUCUGUUUGAAUUGGGAGUCCAUGAAUAUCCGGGUUGUCUCAUAUGGCCUCCAAUAAUGGCUCUAAAGUUAGUAGAAACAAUAAUGGAGACAGGGGGCAACCCUGCCUGGUCCAGUUUGUGAUGAUGACUGUCAGCGCCCUGUUUAUUUUAAUUUAGGCUGUAUGGUUAAUACAGAGUGCCUACAUCCCCAAGUCCCAUCCUACGCAGUGUUGCGUGCAUAAACUGCCAGUCCAGCUGGUUGAAAGCCUUCUCUGUAUCAGCAGAGAGAAUCUCUGAGUGACAUUGUGAUUGCACAAACUGUAUCGCAUUCAACAUCCUAAUGGUGUUGUCUUUUGCCUCCCGGCUGGGACAAGGUCACACUGAUCCGGUUAGCAUCCUUUCUUGCACAGCCGCCAUGCCCCCAAAACACAUUUAUAGCUGAUUAAGCUGAUGCAGAUGUGUAGGGAUUGAAAGUAGUUUAGACAUUUUUAAAGAAUAGUACAUCUUUUACGCUACCACCAUUAUUUAUUCUUCUGAAUAUGUAUCAUGUGAAAAUGUUUUAGUUUAGUGAAUAACUUUAGCUGUGUAGUCUAGCAAAGAUUACCUGUAGUUGUAGUUUGCUAAUAAUCAGAGGUCCAAUAUUUGCAUAUGCCAAUUUUAGGAUUGUACGAACAUAUUUAUUCACAAUUACAUAAAACUAUUUCCUGUAGAAUAUGAGCAAAAAUGUCAGACUGCCAUAGAACUAAGAUUAUUUUAUGGCACGCAAUACACAGACAGUAGUUAAUGAAAGCAGAAGUUUUGUGGUUGGAGUAAAUCUAUGAAAAAGCUAAAAAAAAAAAAAGAAAUGAAAAUAACUAUAACUAAGAAAAAAGUAAAUUAAUGGAGUGCAAAACCACAGCAAAAAAUAUUUACAUUUUAAAGAAGCUCCCAUGACUUAAGUCAUUGGAAAAAUACACUCAUAUUACCGACACAACAAGUUAGUAAAAAUACUAUGACUCAAAGGAAGCAUGCCAUUAAUUAUUGCUUAAAAUUUUUUUUUUGAUGUUCUUGUCUUUCUUAAUGAUUUCAUAUAAGAUGGGAGACUAUAAUAAUAAUAGUCGGGUUGUUGUAAUCAGAAUUUUAUAAUUGUUUAAUACAAGGGUGACUUCUAUUGAUUGGUUACACCUAGUCUAAACUAUUAAGAUGAAAGUUGGAUUUACAUACGAGGCACUUUAGAACAAAAAAACCACAAAAAAACAACAUGAACAUUUGAUUCAAUCUGGUAUCUACCUUGAUAGACACUGGUGGGGUUCAAGGUAGGCAGACAGACACUGGUGGGGUUCAAGGAAAGCAGAUAGACACUGGUGGAGUUCAAGGUAAGCAGAAAGACACUGAUGGGGUUCAAGCUAAGUAGAUAGACACUGGUGGGGUUCAAGGUAGGCAGAUCGACACUGGUGGGGCUUGCACUUGUCUUGAUGCGAGAGACCCACAGGACUGUGACCUAUUGUGCUCAGAAUCGUAUCUCCUUACUCUGCAUCUUAACACUCUGUAAUUUUUACAUGUAAUGCUUAACUAUUGUGUAUUUUUGUGGGCUUUUUAUUUUUAAUAAAUGUUUUCUGUAUUAGACCAGUAAUUGUGAUCUAAAUAAUAUGGAAUCUUCUAAUCCUAUAGUUGUCUUUGUACCUACAACCAAGUUUUGAUUGAUUGAUUUAUAUAUUUAUUGCUUAUUAAUCUAAGGAAUACACUUGAGGAUGUAGGAGACACACUUCGAGUCAAGUCUACUCUGUAUUUGGAAAUAAUAAAUAUUAUUCAUGAAAUUGAGGAUCGUGGAAUCAAACUCUUCUCCGCCACCUUGAAAUUAACAUUCAAGGUAUGUUGUAUUCAAAUAAUAAUUAAUACUUAAGUCAUCUGCUCGCAAAAAUUCAAUAACCUGUUUCACAAUAAUUUAAAUUGUUGACAUAAUUCCUUAUCUUAGCUGUAGCUAUCAAAACAGAUCUCAACUCAUCUGUCGAAAAGAACAUAACAAUCUGUAUGGACAGAGAAUAUCACAAAGCAAUAAAAUAUAGGAAUUGGGUUUUAUUUACAAAUGUGAAAAUUCUGCAUUGUAGCUAUAACUCUUAAUUUGCUAGCAUCUCACGAGUGACACACUUCAGUAUGUCCUAGGGUAGGUGCCAAUUUAGAGCCACAUAUGUGAGCAAUUUUACUAUUCUAGACGUUAGUUCCUCUUUGGAUUAGAACAUCCAGCUGCUGAAUUAUAUGGAUCGAUCAUAUAUUGGAGGGAAGGGGGGGUGGGGGAACAUUCAGCUGCAGACAACGUGCAAUUUGUGUGAACCCGUUUAGUGGUUUGCAAAUUGCAAUAUGAGCGAAACGCAGCGGUUUCUGUAUCACCCUUUAAUCACGCAAGUGCAUAUACCUUAGUACACUUCAUUGGUUCCGCAUUACACUAAAAUAGACCACACCAAAAGGUUUGGGUCAGAUAGAGAAAAGGUCCAAAAUAUGCAACACAUCUUAUAAUGUCCCCAUUUGGGGUUUUGUAUGAUUGUUUUGUGAUGUUAGAGGAAGACAGAGAUAUAAUGUCCCAGAGAAAUUAGUAACAUUGUAGGUGAACAGGACAGUAUAACUAUAUAUAUCCCUUACCUAUAUUACAAUGUUAUCUUUACACAGAUUACAGUUUGUACCUAUGCCCAUUUUCCUAUAGAUUUUUUGUCUUAAAAGCAUACAUGGCUACUGCGAAUAAAUGUCAUCACGUACCAUUUUUACUUUUUUUUUGCUUCCUCAUUCCACAGUUUUGGACUUUAUCUACGUAGCUUAAAUAUCAAACAAAAAGCAUGUUGUAUAUGUCAGUUAUUCGGCGAAUGUAUUUCAUGUUGCAAUGUUAAUGCUUUAAAAACUACACGAAGACGAUCAAUCCUUUAAAAAAAAAGAGUAUUUUUUUCCCUGCAACUUAUUUAAACUGUACUCAUUUAAUAGAGAUAUAACACAAAAUAAUUUAUUUUUACACAAGAAAAUUAAUCAAAGACAACCUGUAUGAACCCUAUGAGUGACACCUUCCCCAUUGUCCGUAUCAGCAUGUACAUUUGGUGUGAGCAUGCGUUGUCGGUACGUCUUAACAGACAACCAUUACUCGCUCUACAUACAUUAUAGGGAGCCAUUUAGCUUACACACAAAGAGCAGAUCAAAUAUCUAUUACAAACCCCCCCCCCCCCACAGGGGUCACUCAUCAAGCCCCUACGCAUUCCUUGAUUUAAUGUACAACACGGUGAAUGAGAAUAUAUUGGGGCCAGGGGAAUGUCCAACGGAACCCUUGGCCAAUUACUUAUUAGCCUAUAAGGGCCUGUUGUUAUCCUGCAGGAGAUAUUAGCAGUAUCCAGUAAUUCCCUGUUGCUAAUGGUGAGAUGCUGCAGUUGAUAAACAUCUGUCACUCAUGAAGGUCAGUAACAGCAACUUAAAGCAUAUUGACAACAUAAAUAACUGUAGCAGAAUGAACGUUGUAAUACCCUUUUUCAUUUCCUUUGUUCGGCUGUCUGUACCCACCGUUUGUUAACCAAACCCCAUCUGUGUGGCCCCUGGGUUCGCAUCAUUUAAUCAAAAAUUGCUUGUUAAAGAAAGCGUUUCCCCUGUGUGGCCGCUGUUCAUAUUACCAAACGCAUGUGUGCAAACAAAUGUCAGCCAUUUUGUCUCUCAAACACGGGCAGCGGUACAUGGUCGUCGACGACCUGGAACUAAUUUUGGCUACUUUACUCCGUGAACACCAGGUAAACGGAUGCUGCUGCCCAUCCAACUUCCCGAACCAGUAGGAGAAAUACGUUCGGGAGACCUAAACUAACGAACUGGGGCAACAUUCUAUGUUAGCAGCCAGGGGGAGCCUUCGUCAGCAUUUGUAUGAGAACCCCCGAAAGAAGACCGGCCGUAUUACAAGGAUUCUACAGCGAAGAUAUUUAUGCUGAAUAUUGGAGCUCCGCUACAAUAACUUACCCAUAGUAAUUACUAAUGUUUAUUGAAAUGACAAAUAGCGGUAUGUAGGUAGUGUAGGACAGCCCUAGGUGUCCUACAAAUAAUCUUGCAUUUCUUCCUUUGUGGUUAUAAUAUUUAUAAAUUGACAUUUAUUUUUAUUCUCUGUGACAGAAACCUUUUAAAAACUACUUUACUGAUAACAUCAAAUUUAAAGAUGUCCUUCAGGAACUUCAAAACAGCAUCGAACAUGCGGGAAUACAAAAUAACAAGGUGAGAAAAGAAUGAUUCAAUUUGGCAUUUAAUUAGAACACGAAGGAAGUUCUCUCAAGUUCUGAUUUGUCAAUUAUUGUUAGAAGGAUUUAUCAAUGUGUUCUAGGAGCAGGAGUAACAGGUGAGCACAGCGGCACAGCUAACAAACAGAAGGAUACAUUGCAAGAAUUUUUCUUCACUCUCCCCCCCCCAUUUUUCUUUAAAUGCACUAAAAGGGAUACUGUAAUGCAGGGCUCAAAAUUUUAAUUUGUCCAUUAGCAGUUGGCGAGUGGAAAUUCAUCCCUGGCAAAUAGAAAUUUAACCUGGAUGAGCGUGUCAUGGACCAUCAAGGCUUGCAGUAACGAGUAACUGUUUGGUCUACCUGGCAGAUUAGGACUUGAAAUUUUGAGCUACCAGGAGACCCCCUAGUGACGGUCAAUGGCUGUCAAUUUGUUUACAACUCUCAGCCAAAUAAUACUAUCCAAACUUGGUAUGAUAAUGCGGAAGUAUAAACUUAUAGUUUGUAAUAUGUUUUCAGACAGGAAACAGAAUAAAAUCAGUGUCCUUUUCACAUGUUACCGUUACAUGGAGCUAGGGGACUCCUGGUACCAUAACCUGAAACAAAAAAUUAAUUAAAUAUAUAUUAUAUAUCACAUACAACAGACAGGAUUCAGUAAGGGUGAGAGAGAAUUCAAAGUGAAUUCCACAUUAUUAGCCAAAUUAGUAACAUUUAAGACCGCUAUGUUUUCAGUUUGGCUAUUGGAGAGGAGGAAAGCAUCGGAGUCCAGAAUGAUAAUUUUCUUCAACACUAAAGAUAAUGGACUUGAUUUGAAUAGGGACCUCUUGGAACACUCCAGAAGUUUUAUAUGAGUACUUCAUCUCCAUCUCAUCGAGACAGUAUAUACAGGGAGUGCAGAAUUAUUAGGCAAGUUGUAUUUUUGAGGAUUAAUUUUAUUAUUGAACAACAACCAUGUUCUCAAUGAACCCAAAAAACUCAUUAAUAUCAAAGCUGAAUAUUUUUGGAAGUAGUUUUUAGUUUGUUUUUAGUUAUAGCUAUGUUAGGGGGAUAUCUGUGUGUGCAGGUGACUAUUACUGUGCAUAAUUAUUAGGCAACUUAACAAAAAACAAAUAUAUACCCAUUUCAAUUAUUUAUUAUUACCAGUGAAACCAAUAUAACAUCUCAACAUUCACAAAUAUACAUUUCUGACAUUCAAAAACAAAACAAAAACAAAUCAGUGACCAAUAUAGCCACCUUUCUUUGCAAGGACACUCAAAAGCCUGCCAUCCAUGGAUUCUGUCAGUGUUUUGAUCUGUUCACCAUCAACAUUGCGUGCAGCAGCAACCACAGCCUCCCAGACACUGUUCAGAGAGGUGUACUGUUUUCCCUCCUUGUAAAUCUCACAUUUGAUGAUGGACCACAGGUUCUCAAUGGGGUUCAGAUCAGGUGAACAAGGAGGCCAUGUCAUUAGAUUUUCUUCUUUUAUACCCUUUCUUGCCAGCCACGCUGUGGAGUACUUGGACGCGUGUGAUGGAGCAUUGUCCUGCAUGAAAAUCAUGUUUUUCUUGAAGGAUGCAGACUUCUUCCUGUACCACUGCUUGAAGAAGGUGUCUUCCAGGAACUGGCAGUAGGACUGGGAGUUGAGCUUGACUCCAUCCUCAACCCGAAAAGGCCCCACAAGCUCAUCUUUGAUGAUACCAGCCCAAACCAGUACUCCACCUCCACCUUGCUGGCGUCUGAGUCGGACUGGAGCUCUCUGCCCUUUACCAAUCCAGCCACGGGCCCAUCCAUCUGGCCCAUCAAGACUCACUCUCAUUUCAUCAGUCCAUAAAACCUUAGAAAAAUCAGUCUUGAGAUAUUUCUUGGCCCAGUCUUGAUGUUUCAGCUUGUGUGUCUUGUUCAGUGGUGGUCGUCUUUCAGCCUUUCUUACCUUGGCCAUGUCUCUGAGUAUUGCACACCUUGUGCUUUUGGGCACUCCAGUGAUGUUGCAGCUCUGAAAUAUGGCCAAACUGGUGGCAAGUGGCAUCGUGGCAGCUGCACGCUUGACUUUUCUCAGUUCAUGGGCAGUUAUUUUGCGCCUUGGUUUUUCCACACGCUUCUUGCGACCCUGUUGACUAUUUUGAAUGAAACGCUUGAUUGUUCGAUGAUCACGCUUCAGAAGCUUUGCAAUUUUAAGAGUGCUGCAUCCCUCUGCAAGAUAUCUCACUAUUUUUGACUUUUCUGAGCCUGUCAAGUCCUUCUUUUGACCCAUUUUGCCAAAGGAAAGGAAGUUGCCUAAUAAUUAUGCACACCUGAUAUAGGGUGUUGAUGUCAUUAGACCACACCCCUUCUCAUUACAGAGAUGCACAUCACCUAAUAUGCUUAAUUGGUAGUAGGCUUUCGAGCCUAUACAGCUUGGAGUAAGACAACAUGCAUAAAGAGGAUGAUGUGGUCAAAAUACUCAUUUGCCUAAUAAUUCUGCACUCCCUGUAUUUUUUACAUUAAACAUUUACGACCUGCAAUAACAAUCUAUUUGUUUCUGUUUGUAGAUUGUUAUCAAGACCGAGCUGUGUGUUAUUGUUGGAUUGUACAUUCAAGCCUUUUUUAACUACUCGAACAAAAUAGAAGGCACGAGUAAAGCUGAAGCGUUUAUGAAUGGAAGUAAACCUUUGCAGAAUUUCUUCCAAAGCUUAGUGAGUGUUGAUAUAUUUAAAUAAACAAGUGAUCUGUAAUGUGAUGCGCACCACCUGGUACCAAAAGGUUGAAACUGGUUCUUAAAGGAACACUCCAAGUACCAUAACCACUACAGCGCACUAUGGUGCCAGGAGAGCCUGUCCCAAUAUAAAUAGUCUUGCUUCUGUGGGGGAGGGUGGCAGGACACUCCUGGUACCAUAACAACUACAGUGAAUUCUGCUCUGUUGUAGUUAAGAUGCUUGGAGAGUCCCUUCAAUACUAAUUGCAUGUAGUUUUACUCAACUGGGUAAUUCUUUGUUAUAAAAAUACUUUAAAGGUAAUUUAACUACUUCCGUUUCUGAAUUUAGAAUUUUCAAACAUUUUACAUAUGUGCUGGACCUCAUUCCAUCACUAGUGAUUUCCAGAUAGCCCAGCAUGGCAUGAUUUGGGCAUUUCCAAUUCUGUUGGGAUACUGAAAAAUUUAGACUCAUUUCUUUUGCUAUCAGUAGAGGAGAAACAUGACAACCAACACAGCCAGUCAUUUUUUAAGGAUUUUAAAAUAGAUACAAUCAGUGGCAAGUUAAACAAGGAACGGCAGGGGAUGCGCAGUGCACCUUUCUCCCAACGAGCAAUAGGGUGUUAGUGGCAGUGCAGAGUGACUGCCACUUUAGCUAUAACUGAAUCGUCAGUAAAUGAUAGUGACAAGGUAGGAAAUUAGGUCUUUGUUUUUACGACUCAGCUAUUUAAUUUUAUUUUACAGCUUAACUUAAACGUGCAUAGAUGUGUAAAUGAAAAUCCUGGUGUAAGUGUCUGUUUAAAAUAGAAUUGUAUUUUAUCUUUAAUUUCUCAAAUAUAGGUGUCAGACGAGGUGAAGAGGAAGGAUCCUUUGCAAUAUAUCAUAAAUAUACUCAAUUCUCAAGAUAGUAAGUCUUUAGAAACAACCAUCGCUUUCUUUAGUAACGACCAUCAAGACUUAAGGUAAAUUAAUACGGACUUUCUCUGUGAAUUUUUUUGCCAUUGUGGAGUUAAAUCACUUUGUUUAUGCAGUCGUAGCCACGCCUCCCUUGGCUGUGACUCACACAGCCUACCUACACACUUCCUGUAAAGAGAUAAUUUUCAUAUUUCCUUUACUGCACAGUCUGUUUAAUUUAGAAUUUCUCAUCUCCUGCUCUGUUAAUUCCAUGCUAGAUCCUACAAGAGCCUUCUGUGUGUGUUCAACAAACAGAGCUGGAGAUAAAGUAAACAAAGAGUGCGGAGUCAGAUCAGCUAAAGUUUUUUUGGUGCUUAGAAUCAUAAAGUGUGCUAUCAACGGAAUUAUCAGUAUAUGAAAGGAAAAAGAUUAUAAAAGGUGCUUCAACACUCUUAGCACCAGAACCGCUAUCGUUUAUAGUAGAUUAUUGAGUGUCAGCUGACAUGAUCAGUCAGUGAAUGAUGGAAAAAGUUGCCCAGCCUUGUUCUUGCUCAUUUGGAUAAGAAUCUCCACUUUUGUUAAUACGGAGCAGACUAGAAUGACCUGUUAACCCAGAUAAGUGUCAAACUGUUCUAAAAUUGUUUGACUCCUUACUGUGUGACCGUAACUGUUACAUCAAUCUCUAUAACUUGUUACGUGAUUAAGCAAUCGUUAAUUGGAUGGUGUUAACAUAUAAUGGCCUAAUAACAUGUCAUUGCAUCCAAUUAAUUGCUCAUUAAAGGAACACUAUAACGAUAGGUGUAAAAAUCGGUUUUCCGAAUGCUAUAGUGCUUCUGUCCCUACUUGUAGUCAGAUACCCUCCAACUGCAAAAUAAUGUGACAAAAAAGUUUUACUUACACUUUUCCAGCACCAAUGCCCCCUUGGCACUGCUCACCUCCCUGCCUCCCACAAUAUCACGGAGGCCUCCUCUGGUGUGGUCCAAUCGAAUGCUCUUCAUAGAGGAGUAUUGGGACCCAGUGCAUAUGUGUGGUGAGCGCAUUCCAAUUAUCACAUUGGAAAACAUUGAAUCAAUGCUUUCCUAAUGGCUUCCACAUCAUGUGACAGAUUUUUACUCUGUCAGUGCGGAGUAGGCACCUCUUGUAGCGGUUAUACUGACAACCACUAGAGGCAGUCUUAAUGCUGCUAUGUAAACAUUGCAGUAUCUCAAAAACUUAAAUGCUUUACAUUGUAGGGUUAAGAGGAUGGGGACCCUGCACCCACAUCACUUUAAUGAGAUGAAGUGGUCUGGGGGACUAGUGUCCCUUUAAGUUGCUCCGCCAUUGUUCUUGCCAGACAAUGCCUUUAAGCUCCUUAUUAAAUAUAUCUCCAUGGCUCGGUAAGAUAUUAUUACACACUUGUAACGGUGAAUUUUUCCUGUUGUCCUUGAAAUGCUAAUGGUCUCACUUUGUUUUAUUUUUAAGGGAAGAACAUCUGAAUGCUAUUCUAAAAAUUAAAGGAAACAUUAGCUUUACAGAAAAGAAAAGACUUGUGUAUUUCAUAAAACACAGAAAAUCUGAUCAUCAAGAAGACAAACUCUUUUUCUUCCGUGAUAUCAAGGUGAAGCCAUUUUGUCCAUGGUGCUGUGUCAGCUGA